AAUAAGCUAUCGCGUUUGUCAUUUUAUAAAAAAUGAAAUACCUUGUAUUCAUUCUUCCCCUUUUCUUCUUCGGUAUUAUUCCGGCCACACCGAUAAGACGGACGUCAGUUAACCUUAAGAGGGAAAUAUCGCAGUGCGUCAAAGCAUGUGAAGAAACGGCGAGCAAAAUGGAGAAUGAAGCCCUUGCCUUUGAAGAACUCGACCCAAAGACCAGGAAUGCCAUUAAGAAGACAUUCAACGCAAAGACCAUGAAAAACGCGUGCUUCAGUCAUUGUGCCACCUAUAUUAGAAGAUAGAGCAGAAGUAUACCUUCAUCCAUCAACACAAAAUUAAGGAGCAUCAACUUGUGCA
This is a messenger RNA of Cylicocyclus nassatus, 351 nucleotides long. The record is from the annotation of a GenBank genome assembly. Lineage: Eukaryota; Metazoa; Nematoda; Chromadorea; Rhabditida; Strongylidae.